CGUUAUUCAUUUUGUUCUAAAUUUAUAAAUCUGUUUCAGAUUAUUGUAGAGAAACUGAUAUAUUGAAUAUGCCGACAGAGGUAGACGAUUUUACACAGAAACUCCUUGAGCGAACAAUGGCUCGUCGGGAGGCCAUGCAGCAAAAGAUGAUUGAACACUCGAUGCCGCAAGCGAGGAAACGCCGACCACUAGAGGCGCAAGAUAACAUAGAAACAACAAAUAAUGACGAGGUUUCGAUGGAGGUCGACAACCAGGGUGGUGGGAAGUUGGGAACAUCACAAUCACCAAACAAGCGUUCUCGAAUGGACGACAAACACAAUGAGAAUAAUCCGUCAUCCAAGACGACAGGUGAAAGUUCAAAGGUUAGCGAUCGGAUGAAGAGAAUUCUCAACCAACGUAAACAAUGGGAGGCCGCAGAUCAAGGAUUAGACGUCGAUUUCACAAAUGUUCCGUCACCUGUUCGCAACGAGACUGGGGGAUUCCCCGAUACUGAUACCAAGCGCCAGGUUGAUAGCGGCAGGAGGGCAAGACUUGCUGCCUUGGCCGAGAAAGUUAGUAAUUAUGAAGAUGAUUAUUCGCACCAUAUGUGUCAACCAAGCCCUGAGAAAGAGAAGAAGGUUUGGAAACCCGGGGUCGGUCGUAAAACCCCGAUGAGUGAAGCUUAUCAGUCGGCCGUGUUGCAACCAGUGCAACCAACAAAAGAAGCAGCUGAGGUGAAAGAGGAGAAGAAAGUGAAACAAAUAUCGAACCGGGUGUCGCUGUCGAUUGAAACUUUGGCUCAGUUUGCUACAAACACACGAGAUGUAAAACGAGUUGAAACGCCAACUAAGACAAAUGCUCCCACCAAGUUCAGCAGCAACAAGAUAACGCUGAGUCAUGCAAAUAAUGCUGAAUCACCAGCGAUGACAUCAUCACACCAGGUUACCCCGACAACCAAGAGUCUUCAACAACGGAUGAUUGAGUUGCAGAAGAAUGGAUGUAAAGCUGAAACAUCGGGCGUCGAUAAAUUGAUGGAGGAACGACAGCGUGAGCUCGAUUUGCUAAGGGGGGAAGAUGGGACAGAUGUGGGGCAAGAUGAGACCGAAGUGGGGCAAGUUGGCACUGGUGUGGGACAAGAUGAGACAGAAGUGGGGCAAGUUGGCACUGGUGUGGGGCAAGAUGAGACAGAAGUGGGGCAAGUUGGCACUGGUGUGGGGCAAGGUGGUUUGGCGGAGGAACAAGAUAGUUCAGAUGUUGAGGGUGUAGAAGAGAAGGAUGUGGUGGAUGCUCCAUAUGAGGAUGAGGAGGAUGAAGAUAGUGAUGAAGAAGGAGAGGGUUGCAUGUUGGAGGAUGAGGAUCUGGAUGAGGUGGAAACAGAUUUGUGCGAAACAACAACGGAAGAUUCAUUGUAUAUGGGUGGGGAUUCCCCUGUUCCAGGAACACAAGAUGACAAAGCGUUAGAGGUCGGUGGGGUGGAAUCAAUGAAGCGAAACGAUCACAUGACAAGUGAAGUUAUAGAUACGAGCGUGGAUGAAACCCCGGCCACCCCGGAUGAUGUUGGAGACUCCAUGAUUGAUGAUUUAUUUGAAGGGGUUGAUUAUGAGGAGGGGCCGCGCACCCCAUCACCCUUCGCACCCACGCUUACAAGGCAGAAGAGUAAACUGGAGAUCAAAUGUGAACUUAGUGUGCGAAAACAAACGUGCAACGAGGCCGAGGACACCCACCCCGUGUUACGACAACCCAGUCGUAGAUUCCGUCCCUUAGCUCGUUCCACCUCAUCAGAGUCUGUUGUAUCAUUGGGCGGCGAGAAGAAGGAAGACAAGUUUCCCGUGUUUACAAUCGACUCUUAUAGAACAGAGAAACGGAAGUCAAUCAGCAGAAAACAAACAGAGAACAAGAAGGUUGUUCGUAACGAGAGCGUACAAAGUGUUGCUCCACAGAAGGCAAGGACAGUAAAGGAGAAGAUCUCCAGCUUAAUGGAUGAGAUACAACAUCAACAACGAGUGAUCCAACAAGCAAGUGCUGCGUUGAAUUGUUGUUACGACACCAACCAUGGGAAAGGUUCAAUUACUGAGUUGGAAGCCGAGAAGGUUCUGCUCAUCGCCAGUGAGAAGCGACUUGCGUUACUUGCUGAGGUUCAAAGGUUGAAGUCGGAAGCCGUGACAGGAUCCCCCGACACCACGCAGCCGUGUCAAGGAAACCUCAUCAUCAAGAACUUACGACUCCCGUUAAGGACGGAAUAUAUUUUCUCAAUGGCAAGCAAGAAAGAUUCGGGAGACAUCCGCAGCCAUUAUUACUUCCUCCUCAUAAGAUGCGGACCCACACGUAUCCUUGCUACCCAUCUCGCAUCAACACAUGACUCGUUAUCGGGAGAUUCAUUGGUGUUCAAGGAUUCGUUUAAGUUGGAGGAACUUGAAAGUGAUUUUGACAUCACAAUAGAAGUAUACAGCGUGACGCAUCGUUCACGUGCCGACGGGGUUCCCAACCAGGAGAAAUCGAAACGUAAAUUAUCGGGGAUCCUGCACAAGUCACUCACCCCACGUAAACUACGAUCGCGCACCCACAUGACGAUGACCCACACAGCAAGCCCCGGGGGCCCCAACGCGAUACGCAUCAGUAGUUUCUCGCUUAUAGGGGCGGUGGUGGUCAAACUACAAGAUGUGGAAUCAAGGAAAUUUACUCUGCAGAAGGUCCCAUUCUUGUCCCCAAUAUCGGGGCAGUUCGUUUGCGAGAUUGAAUCGGAUUUCGAGUCAAGCGUUGAACAACGAGGUUUCUUGACAAUGUUUGAUGACGUGGGUGGGUUAGGGGCGUGGCACCGACGAUGGUGUGCCCUCACCCGUGGUGUGUUGUAUUCAUGGACCUACCCCGAUGAUGAGAAACAUAAGGAGGCGCUAUGCAAGCUCGAGAUAAACAAAUGCAUCAGCGAGCGUAUUCGCACGGUUGAACGGAUAAUGUGCGCGCGUCCCAACACAUUUGAACUACGAACCAUGCGUCCACGAAGACACGGAGAUAAAGACAAUCUCAUCACGCAAGAUACAGGAUCGGUUAUCACCACUAAACAUUGGUUGGCAGCCGACACGAAAGAUGAGAGGAUCGCUUGGAUCGAUUCGAUGAACCAAGCGCUUGCUGAUGUUCGAGCAUGGGAUGUGAACGCACUUAAACCGCUUAAAUAAAUCCUACAUUGUAGUAACUUAAUCCAAACCUUUGUAAAAACUUUGUGCAGCUUUGUACAUACUACUCAAUACUGCCAUCUUCUGGUACAUAUAUACUGCCCUUAAGUGUAAACGCAGUCAUGAUUUUAUCGGCACCAAAUAAACCAUGUAACUAUAUUGU
Molecule: messenger RNA, 3312 nt
Organism: Ciona intestinalis (vase tunicate)
Lineage: Eukaryota; Metazoa; Chordata; Ascidiacea; Phlebobranchia; Cionidae
Source: RefSeq, a predicted model, not a curated record